AUGUUCUUGACAGAGCUGAACUGCCGUGUCCCUAACCCAACGAUAACGCCAACAAUUGGGAUGAGUGAGAGCGUCGAGAAGCCUGAAAGCACUGUCAGGGACCAGAAAUUAGGCAUGGUACCUACCACCGAGAAAACGGUAUCUGCAAAGCGUUCCAGGAGCCCAGAAAUUGAAAAAAACGUCAACGAAACGGGUUCUGCUAAAAAGGCCAAAAACGGGGACAAGAACGGCGAUCUAGACAGCUUUGGCGACACAGGAUCUACUGCGGGUAAAAAGGACGAUAUCAAACCAACAGAAGACGAAUCCGCAGAUAAAAUCGUGCGAGAAGUGGGUGGAGAACUAAGUGGAAAACAAGAACAGCCAUUUUUGACGGCUAAAGAUGAAACCUUGAAUGAAGGGAAGGGUGAAACUGAAUUGUCUAGUAGCUCUAAGAAUGAAGGAAAUGAAAUAUCUGUUGGUAGCUUUCCAGAAAAUCCAUCUGAAAAGCCAUCCGAAACUACAACUGAGAAGCCCAAAUUUACCUUUGGAGCAUCGUCUAGCUUCAGCAGUGGGUUUGGCGUGGCGAAAGCGCCUUCUAUAGCUGUUAAGAACUCAGAACAACCAAAAGCCUCGGAAACAAGCAGCAGUGAAAAUUCUCAAAAUACGCCUAAGCCAGCAGCUUUCGGAUCUGGGUUUGCCUUUGGCGCCGGAUUCCAUGCGUUGAACAAGGCAAAAACUACGUCAAGUCCUAAAGUUUUCGAAAAUGAAGCCGAAAAGGCGGAAAAAUUGGAAAAAUCCAAGAGUGCUAGCGUGACGCCCGCGGGAUCCAAGGAUGACGAGAAAAACGGUAGUACAGAAAGCGACGGAGUUGUAAAACUCACGAAGCAAGAAAUCAAAUCUGGGGAAGAAUCUGAGGAAUCAAUUUACCAGGCCAACGCCAAGCUUUACCAGCUCAGUGACCUGAAGGAUGGCUGGAAAGAAAGAGGCGUUGGGGCCAUACAUGUAAAUACAGACCGCACGACCGGUAAAGGUCGUAUUGUGAUGAGAUCUCGCGGUAUUCUCAAAGUGAUUCUUAACGUGUCGCUUGUGAAAGGCGUUAUAAUUCACAAGGGGUUUCCUGCUUCGUUGAACGGAGAGAAAUUCAUUCGCAUUGUUACCGUCGACAAUGAAAAGGCCCCCGUUCAAUACGCUUUGAAAACGGGUAAAGCAGAAACCGCAAGCGAGCUGUACGAGCAUAUCUCAAAGCUAAUACCCUCCUAG
Lachancea lanzarotensis is the source of this 1239-nucleotide messenger RNA. It is a transcript of the gene YRB2, whose product is annotated as LALA0S01e02564g1_1. The transcript has a single exon. The coding region runs from base 1 to 1239 and encodes 412 amino acids. The record is from RefSeq and is a predicted model, not a curated record. Gene Ontology annotation, biological process: protein import into nucleus. NCBI's taxonomy places the organism in Eukaryota, Fungi, Ascomycota, Saccharomycetes, Saccharomycetales, Saccharomycetaceae. Gene Ontology annotation, cellular component: cytoplasm; nuclear pore. Gene Ontology annotation, molecular function: GTPase activator activity.